This is a messenger RNA of Gossypium arboreum, 833 nucleotides long. Its product is annotated as RNA-binding protein Y14-like. Bases 73 to 675 code for a protein of 200 amino acids. The transcript is spliced from 4 exons. Gene Ontology annotation, molecular function: mRNA binding. Lineage: Eukaryota; Viridiplantae; Streptophyta; Magnoliopsida; Malvales; Malvaceae. The record is from RefSeq and is a predicted model, not a curated record. Gene Ontology annotation, cellular component: exon-exon junction complex; cytoplasm; nucleus. Gene Ontology annotation, biological process: RNA splicing.
AUAAAAAACCUCAAAAGAAAAUUUUCAUUUCGUGAUAGCAAAUAAGGGAAGAAUCGCACGUUAAAUCACGUGAUGGCGAGUGCUGACGUGGAGGCCGUGGAUUUCGAGCCGGAGGACGACGACCUCAUGGACGAGGACGCCGCCGCUGGUGACGCAUCACCUCAAGUCUCCAUGCCUAAGCUCAAGUCUGCCAUCACUGGCGGCGCUUCCGUUUCUCUUUCUGGCCCUAAGAAGACUAAAGGCCGUGGCUUCCGCCAGGACGACGCCGACCGUCAGUCCCAUCUCGCUUCCCGCGACUUUGACUCUCUCGGCUCUGACGGCGGCCCCGGUCCCCAGAGAUCUAUUGAAGGAUGGAUAAUUUUGGUCACUGGUGUACAUGAGGAAGCACAAGAGGAUGAUUUGCACAAUACAUUUGGUGAAUUUGGUGAGAUCAAGAAUUUGCAUUUAAAUCUUGAUCGUCGCACUGGAUUUGUCAAGGGAUAUGCACUGAUUGAAUAUGAAAAGUUUGAAGAAGCAAAGAAUGCCAUAUCUGCAAUGGAUGGAGCAGAACUUCUUACGCAGACUAUGAAUGUUGAUUGGGCCUUUAGCAAUGGACCCAGUGUUGGAGCCUCUAAGAGAAAAAAUAUGAGAGCUGGACGGACACAUCGCUCUCGGAGUCCUAGGAGAAGAUACUAACUUGGAAUUCUAUUACGAGAAUCAAUUUGUAACAAGAGAUUUUAAGAUUUGGUGCUUGAAAUUUACUGGAAUUAUGGAAUUUUUCAAUUUUUGCUCUGGGGCAACCUCAUCCUGUUCUUUUUUUGUUAAAUGGUAUCCCAAGUGGUGAUUAUGCUUUA